Messenger RNA from Olea europaea var. sylvestris, 1085 nucleotides. RefSeq lists its product as uncharacterized. Lineage: Eukaryota; Viridiplantae; Streptophyta; Magnoliopsida; Lamiales; Oleaceae. Bases 1 to 771 code for a protein of 256 amino acids. The transcript has 5 exons. The record is from RefSeq and is a predicted model, not a curated record.
AUGAAUCAAGAAAUUAUUGAUACUGUUGAAACUACCUUAGAUAGUGAAGAAGGAACUUCACAAACUGUUAAGUUUGAUGAAGAAAGAUAUGGAGCUAUAAAAGAAAAACGGAUAUCUUUAAGAGAUAAAGAUGUUUUUAUUAGACCAAUACUACCUUGGUUUAACAAAACUAUAUACUUUGCCAAAUAUGAUGAAGUACCUAUUAACAUAGAAAAUGUUAAGGAUGAUCAGUAUACUUAUGAGAAAAUUUCUUUGCAGUCCGUGAAGGCCUUUGAAUGGCUUUCUUUGAAUGAUUUCUCUUCGUCAGACGAGUCCCCACCAUCAAUUGUAAGAGUUCCUGGUUCUAAUGUCCCAAAAUCACCCAUAUCUACCUUCAUCACAUCCAAAGGAGAAGAUAAUAACAAGACGAAGACUGUUUCGGCAGAGAACCGGAAAAAUGUAAGAGCUAGUUCAGUCCCACGUCCAUGUGCUGUCUUAUCCAGCCCAGAUAAUGAUGGGAUCAUUGGAAGCAAAACAAAGACUAGAAGAGAACUACAUUCAAGUACAAAAGGCAAUAAUACAAGUCAAAAUAGACAGACCCCACGUAAGGUGUUUCCAAGAUCUACAGCUGCCGAAAGUUUUGGAAGCACGCUAAUGAACAAGAAGGAAACACCCGAAAGAAAAAAUGAUCCUCCAGCAAAAGGAAGGGCUGUCCCAGCUGAUUCAAUCCUGAGAUCAGGGCCUUUGAGAAGGAAACCCCAGUAUCCAAUUAAAAUGAAGCUGAUAAGUUGACUUGAAAUGACUAUUUUGCGUGAUUCUUACUCACAGUCGAAGAUUUUGAGAUAAUGAAUUUUUUGAGCAAAAGGACAGCAACUGCUGAUCGAAGUUGGACAGAAGAGUUUGUGCUUGAAAACUCUGAAUCCAUCUGAAGUGAAAUAAUUCAGUAAAAAGAGAGCAGACUUUUCUUGCAUAAUCCAUUGUAGUAGCUUUUCACUUGUAUAAAAUGUGAGCUUUGUGCAUGGAACUUGAGUUUAAGGUCUUCAAGGAACAUGUAACGUUAUCCUUCUGUUAAGUAAUUUAACGGCAUAUGAAUUUUUGAGUGAGAA